Westerdykella ornata is the source of this 445-nucleotide messenger RNA. RefSeq lists its product as uncharacterized. The record is from RefSeq and is a predicted model, not a curated record. Lineage: Eukaryota; Fungi; Ascomycota; Dothideomycetes; Pleosporales; Sporormiaceae. The transcript has 2 exons. Bases 74 to 298 code for a protein of 74 amino acids.
UUUCUGAUUCCAACCAAACCAUCAGUUCCCCUGAGCGACCAUUCACAGCCAACCGGGGUAAACGAGUCAAAUCAUGCUUGACUCUACUCAGUACUCUUGGGUACUGAUGAUCCCCGCAUUCUGGCCUCUGCUACCAACUGCGGAGACGUACCGCAUAGGGUAUGGGUCGCCCAUCCCCAAAACUCUAAUGUGCACGGAUCCGCAUGGGCUGAGGGAACACCCGAACUCAAACGACUUCGAAGGAUGCAUAGAACUUCUUGUCCUGCAACGUGCAGAAGAUUUUGUAACGAGCUUCUGACUUCAGAGUUAAAGCAGAAUGUUCAUGUAGCGCCACUUUUCAGAGCUUCGUCAAGGCUCCCAUGGAGUGAUAUUAGUUAUUUAUAAGAGGUGUAUGGCCACGAGUAAUGCAUCCUGGGUGCCUUCGGAUUCAUUUCGAUUCCACGAG